Drosophila sechellia is the source of this 4184-nucleotide messenger RNA. RefSeq names its product Phosphorylated CTD-interacting factor 1 (gene Pcif1). The transcript is spliced from 5 exons. The record is from RefSeq and is a predicted model, not a curated record. The coding region runs from base 159 to 2921 and encodes 920 amino acids. Lineage: Eukaryota; Metazoa; Arthropoda; Insecta; Diptera; Drosophilidae. Gene Ontology annotation, cellular component: nucleus. Gene Ontology annotation, molecular function: mRNA (2'-O-methyladenosine-N6-)-methyltransferase activity; RNA polymerase II C-terminal domain binding.
CCGAGUUUCGUCGCUGAAAAAGAAUUUGAGAAGAACUUAUUUUUCAUUUCCAAAGAAAAUCGCGGGAAUAUUUACGCCAAUCGCACGCCUAAAUGUUUGCAAACACGUAGCGCGUGCUUAUCAGACUAGGAUAGUUAAAAAUAGAAAUAUUUCGCAGCAUGGCAGCUAACAACAACAAUAGCAACAUACACAACCUGGGCGCGGGCACGGAGGGCUUGCUGUCCUCCGUGAUUGCGUCGACGGGGACUCCUGGUAUGGGAUCCUUGCCCGUGCCCUCCAGAGCAUCCUCAUCGUCCGCCUCCUCCGCUGCACAGAGUGCUUGGGAUCAACUGACGGCGAGUGCCUCCAACAACAUGUCACCUUCACCCACGGCAGGAGCGCCUACGGUCACGGGACCCCUUCUACCGGACAAUCUGGGCGGAGGAGCGGGCAGUUCACCGGUGGCCAGUUGCUCCUCUCCCUCGACGCCCACGAAAACAAAUGCGCCCUCACCGCUGGAGAGCAUGGCUCAUACACCGCAAGGUCCGCCAACCUUGGGACCCGGUGGUUAUGGCGAGGAGCUAACCGCUGAGCUGGUAAACCAGGGAUGGCGGAAAUUCUGGUCCAAGAGGGAAAACCGCCCAUACUAUUGGAACAAAGUCACCGGAGAAUCGCUGUGGGAGAUGCCCGGCACCAGACCCUUUGAUCCGCUCACCGACCCUUUGGGCAUCUGCCAUGCGGGCGGUCCGACGCCGAUGACCCCCAAUAUGCACCAACAGCAACAGCACCAGCAUCAUCACCUAAAGCGGCGGCCGUCGGAUGACAUGCACAUCCAUCCUAACCAGCAUCACAUGGGCGGUGGACCUCCAAUGAAGAAGUUUGUUCUGGCCGGUCCCUGGGACCUGGAGGUGUGCACCAAUGCCGUGAUUGUAGAGCGACCGCCGACUCUUCUGCCGCAACCGCAUCCUGAGGUGGAGGCUUUGCGGGCAGCCUUCACCAUGAAGCUGCUGAAAACCUACGAAGAUUUGUGCAUGCGGAGAGAAAAUAUAAAGGCACCCAGAGAUUCCUUCAACCGCUGGCUGAUGGAACGCAAGGUGAUAGACACCGGCUGCGACCCACUGUUGCCCAGCAGCUGCCUGCCGGAGAUCUCCAGCUCCAUGUACCGCGAGAUCAUGUCGGAUAUACCUAUCAAGAUAGUGAAGCCCAAGUUCACAGGGGAUGCGAGGAAGCAGCUUUCCCGUUACGCAGAGGCCGCUAAGCAAAUAAUAGAAUCCCGAUCCGCGCCGGCGGAAUCCAAGAAGGUCGUCAAGUGGAAUGUGGAGGACACAUUCCAAUGGCUGAGGCGUACCGUGGGCGCGAGCUACGAGGAUUUUCAGGACCGUUUGGCACAUCUUAAACGGCAAUGUGAGCCACAUUUGGUUGAGACCGUCAAGAGUUCCGUGGAAACCUUGUGCGUGAAAAUUUAUCACCUGUCGGCUGAUCAUGCCCGCAAGAUCCGUGAGCGCCAUUCGCAGCUGCUCAAGGAGCACGGAAUACCGGAACCCACGCCUCCGCCGCCGCCGCCACAUCUAAAGAAAGUGUGGUGCUAUCCCAUACAGUUUGCCGUCCCAUCGCCACGGAUGCCGACGAUCGAGUACUUACAGGAUCGCGACCACAUGAUCAUUAAGUACACGCCUGCCACGAUCAACCAGCCGGAUGCUCAGUACAUCAACCUCACCUAUCUGCAGAAGCUGGAACAGCUGUACCGCCACAACUGUUUCGACGACAAGAAGUUCGAUCUGUUCAUUGGCCGGGUAUGGUGUUUGCUCAAGAGGUACCAGACCUUCCUGGGCAAUGCCCUGAAUUCCUCCCAGGAGGCGGAGCUUACCCAGGCUGCCUUGCCAGUGCCAGUGUUCGAGUGCCUACAUAGGCACUUUGGUGUAAGCUUUGAGUGCUUCGCCUCGCCAUUCAAUUCCUAUUUCCGACAGUACUGCUCUGCGUUUGCCGACACGGAUGCCUACUUCGGUUCCAGGGGCCCCUUCCUCGACUUCAAGCCCGUUUCCGGUUCCUUCCAAGUAAACCCUCCUCAUUGCGAGGAGCUGAUUGAGGCUUCUUUGCUGCACAUCGACAAACUGCUCACCGACACCAUGGAGCCUCUGAGCUUUAUAGUGUUUCUGCCGGAGUGGAAGAGCAUAUCCAAGCUGGACGACAGCAUGUACAAGCGCCGUUCAAUGGUCGUAUUGGGCAUGGCCCACGAGUACAGACACGGCUAUCAGCACAUGUUGCAAAAGUCUGAUGUGCUGAUCAAGUGCAUGCAGGGCACACAGGUGGUGUGGUUGCAAAAUAGCGCCGGAUACGCGCGAUGGGGACCCAAUGAAAUUCGCGUGGAGGCACUGCGCGAGGCCUUCAGGCCACAACGAGAUCGGGAGCGUGAGCGCGCUGCAGUUGCGGCGGCAGCAGCUGGGGUAACCUCCAGCCAGCAUUCGCCAUCGACUCCCCCAUCCGCCGCAUCCACGGCUCCAACAACCAACUCCAGUACGAUCAGUGGAGUCAAUAGCAACAGCUCAUCCACAGCCACUACAACGAGCACAAGCAGCAGUCCCUCGCUUACAACAACAUCGUCCUCAAUGUCGCCACUGUCCCCGCAUACGCCAACCGGGAAUCCGCCGCCGCAGUUUCCGAUGACCAUCAGCAACACCAGCAGCAGCAGCAAUUUGGUGGCCGCCUCGCCCACAAUGAGUGUGCAAAGCGAUUGCUCUUCGCCAUCCUCGUCGACGAUGUCCCUUUCACCGGCACCUGCUUCGGGCGGCUAUCCGGAUGGAGUGACAUCGGCCACAGCGGCAGCGGUGAGCAUUACGGCAACGACUAGCACAUCGGCUGCUGGAGCGGGAUCUGCAUUUGGCCAGGCCAAUAGCAUCAGUAGUUCCGCAUCCACGCAAGCGGUCAUCAACUCAGCCGUCUAGAUUUGAUUCUUUUUGGGAUCUUGCUAUCCACACAUGGUUCUAUUUUGUCCAUACUAUCUGUGCACUUUCUGUUAGCAUAAAUUAGGGUUACAUUUGAGGAAGAAACCAAUUGGGCCUGAAGCCACACUAGCGGCCAUGCUCCCAGUUCCGAGGUUUAGUUUUGUGUAAUCGGAUGAUAAUCGCUUUAAUUUAAUCAAACACGGAAGCCGAAGGAAUGGCAACUUCUAUUUUUCCGAAAGAGUACAACUAUCCAAUUCCGUUUUCAAAAUGUAUCAUUGGAACCAGGAAAACGCAUAUGCAUAUUACGCAAUAUUUUGUAGUUUCUUAUUUUAAAACUUAAUUUUAAACGUUACCCAUCGCUCGGUGUUAAUCAAAUGAUGCCUGUCCGAAUUGUAAAUUACGUUUGGGUCAAACAACAGGCUUUAAAACACUAAAUAUUUUGUUACACAUUUUUGAACUUCUUGUCAAAGCUUUAAUUUUCAAAUGUACACAGUGCUCGGCCUUCGGCAGCUGGUAUUGCCCCCAUCGCAAGGUAUAAUUACUUGUAAAUAUGUUAUAUUUAAUUUGAAAUAGCUGAUAAAAAUGCCGGCCUGGCCGCUGUUUAUCUUAUACGAUUGUACCCAACAAACAAGGGCCAAGCUACCCAACAAAAGACUCUAAUAAUGCAUACUUAGUAUGGGUAGGGGUACUGUUCUCUAUCCUUGUUUCAGGGUAUUUCGCAAUGGCUUGCCCAUUCACAAAACGAAAUGAGAAAUAAAGAACACAUUCAAGUGAACUGUGAAGCCCUUAACAAUCUUUUGUGAGACUAUUAACUUACUAGAAUACAUUAACUUUAACGAAAAUGGCAAACAAUUAUUUGAAUACUAAUUUAUCGUAUGUACAAAUCGAUAACUAACGUAAGUAGUGAAGGAAAUUUAACGAAAGGAAUGCGCAGAGAACCAAAUUUGUAAUUGGAAAUAAAUCAUAACUAUGCACCGCACAAUAAAUAAAUAAUUUAAAUCCGUUUAGGAUAUGGGGUGAGUCUUCUAGAAAAAACCUCGAGGCGCUCCGCCCGGCAUAAUCUUAAAUCAAACCUAAGGGAAUUUAGCCAAUUUAUAGAAAGUAGCACUCGGCAAAAUUUUUAGAAACCAAUUAUCGUCUAAGUCGAAAUUUAUUGUCUAAACCGAUAUGCUAUCCCCACCCUGUAUGUACCGAUAAGCAAAAAAAACAACACAAAGCAUUUUUGCGCUUAAUUAAACAGUUUCUUUCAAUUCAAACCUGUUA